AUGGAACACCCGGACCUGGUCGCUGUGUUGUACCCAUAUCAGCAAUCUUCUGAUGCCAUCGCGGCUAUUACCGCCCCUGAGAACGCAUCGCUGCACAUUCCUGCCAUGCACCAGGCGGAACAACCGUCACUAAGUCUCCGGAGCAGAGACGCCACGCCGGAGCCAGAAGAGAACAAUUAUGAAUCUUUUAGCUACCGUAAUAAGGAUGCGUUGCGGUUGACGUUUAGCCAUCGACCAAAACAAGCAACGGGACCACCGUGUUCUAUGACGGGAAAGGAGGAGAGAAACGCCGCAACUUUACCUGGAUCCUUGUUUCGCAACGAGUUGACGGCGUCGACUGAACUGUUUUUCGGCGGCUUGGGGUUACAAAGUCGAACUCCGACGGCGCCUGUGAGUGGGGCACAAACUCCACCCCAAGACCUUAUUCUCAUCAAAAGAGGGUUCCUCGGCGCCGGCGGCUUCGGAACUGUAACUCAUCGCUGGGACGUGAGCACAGGACUUGAAUAUGCAUGUAAAAAGCCUCAUGGUCCACUCGAUCCACUAGUUCAGGAGUAUUGGAAGAAGGAGAUCAAAAUUAUGGGCCAAAUUAAGCAUGAGAAUAUUGUGAAGUUUCAUCCGGAGAUCAAGGUCGGCUUCCGUGUUUGUUUCUGGACUAUCUUCCACUCGGGAACCUUGGACAACAGCAUCGGAAGCAGCCUUUUUCCUUUGAAAUAUCUCCACGAACAAAAUCCUCCAAUCGCGCAUCGCGAUCUAAAGUUGGAAAAUGUCCUUGUCCGCGAACGCUGCCCACUUCAUGCCCAGCUUGCGGACUUCGGUUUAGUAAAGGAGGGUUCCCUGAGGACUGGUAAAAUCGGCACAGCCUGCCGGAAGCGGAUGUCCGAGGAAUACCUUGGUGUGAAAAAAAUCAUUGAUCGAGCCAACCAAUACAAAAAUGAAGGUCUAAUGGAGUUCUUAACAAUCCAUAUGUUGGUCCUGAAACCAGAAGAUCGAUCUUCAGCAGACGUCUGUUUGAAAGCCGUCGAACAUCUUAGUGCUCCCUCUCGAGACGGUAGUGUCACCCCUACUCAAGCUUCGCUCGCCGGAAAAGCCCCAUUAACAUCAGAAAAUGCUGUAUCAGACUUGUCUCCCAGUGAGCUGAACGCAUACAUUGCGGCCAACGCUCCUCUUGAAGAAUCGCGAAAGAGACCAGCCCAGGAACGGUCAUCAUCAGGUACCCCCAGGCAGACCAAGCGUCUUGCUCGGACAGACGGUUCCGACAGUCCCGGCCGGCAUACGCAAUAUAAUUCUGUAUUCCCGCCUUUUCCUCCCGGCUGGCAGCAGGAUUCGAAUGACAGCGAUGCCCCCUCGACGAUCACGAAUGCUGCCGGGAACCGAAGCAUUCCGUCAAAUGUGGAUGAUCACCUCGAUGAUCCUGUGCGGGCUAGUGAACGAGCACUCUCAAAUAGCGAAGAGGAACUCCUGCGCCUGGUGCAAGCGGAUUUCCAAUGA
This is a messenger RNA of Blastomyces gilchristii SLH14081, 1488 nucleotides long. Its product is annotated as serine/threonine protein kinase. The coding region runs from base 1 to 1488 and encodes 495 amino acids. Gene Ontology annotation, biological process: protein phosphorylation. NCBI's taxonomy places the organism in Eukaryota, Fungi, Ascomycota, Eurotiomycetes, Onygenales, Ajellomycetaceae. Gene Ontology annotation, molecular function: protein kinase activity; ATP binding. The transcript has 8 exons. The record is from RefSeq and is a predicted model, not a curated record.